GAUACCGAUGGCGAGCAGCAGCGGCCUGAAGUGCGCGGACGAGCCGGCCCCCGACGGGUCGUGCGAUGUGUGUGAGCCGGACGAGGCGCAGCCCGCCCUCAAGGUGUGCGACGCCUGCAACCUGUCCUUCUGCCAGACCCACGCCCGGCAGCACGACGAGAAGCCGGGCCGGGGGUGGCAGCACCAGCUCCGGGACUACCAGGCGGCCCCGCCGCAGCCGCCGGCCGCCGACGACGAUGCGGCCCGGGGGGAGAGGAGGAAGUGCGUGGAUCACGACCAGGAGAUCACGCUCUACUGCAAGGACGAUGAGAAGAUCAUCUGCGUGCUGUGUGCCGUGGGCCCCCACAGUCAGCACCAGCUCAUUACACUGGACGAAGCCUACUUGGCCGUGAGAAGCCGACCUCCUGCUGACCUGAAGGGUGCCAUGAAUGAUGAUGGUGGGAGCGGUUUGAAGACAAAGUGUGCUGACCCAAAUGUGACGCAGGGGCAAAUGAUAGACUGUAUCAAGCAAGAGUUUGCCAAGAUGAGGAAGCUGUUGACCGAGGAAGAGCGCAAGGCCCUGCACCUGGUGGACCUACAGGAGGCAGUGGCUACGGCACACGUAGCCGAGGUCAUCGCCGAGAUUAACGUCACCAUGGAGAAGCUUACAGAGGAGAUGCAGGAGAUCACAAGGCAGUUGGACACUUUCAACCAGCUGGCACUGUUGAAACCAAAGGAUAUUGAAGAUAAACUCAGGGAAAAAUCCCACAGAGAUGACUCGCCUCCUCCAGGCAAGGGUGGAGGUUUUGGAGAGACUUCAAGUGCAAAUGGACCUUGGUGAAGUUAGCAAGAGACAUUCCAACUGCCUUUUGCUGCUAUUGUACUGAAGAGUUCUGGAUUUAAUCAAUGUAUUUUUAAAUUUGCAAUGAAUAUUGAAAUUUGAAACCUGUGAAUCAACGAGGAGCGUUUUUAAUUUCUGAGUGCGGCUGGAAAUAGAAGCCAACAUGAACGUCAGCAGACAGAGUUGGCAAUUGUUAGCAGAAGGGAAACCUAAAUGGAGAACCAGGCACAAGGUGCAACACAGACUAUUGCAAGCUGGCUGAAACAGAUCAUUGUACCUUGGAAUGUCAUGGAAUAUUCAAUUUAUAAAGAGGUCGUGAAUUUAUUUUUAAAAUUCCUUAUUUUAAUAGUCAUGUUCUGAUAAUGUAGAACGUGGCCACUUUCCUACCUUUGUGUGUUUGGACUGGAUUAGUUGAUCAACAUAUGACGAAGAACUGUAUGUCCUAUCCAUGUACCUUAAUUGAGGAUCAUACGCCCUCCAGGAUUGUCCUGGACUCUCCUGGAAUUGGAUUGAUCUCCGGAAUAACUCAAGAAAACUGUCAAAGGGGCAGGAAUGAAACGAAUUGUUUUCUUUUAACUAGGAGAAUGCACAGAAAUUUAAAUUCUAAGGCAUUUACAACAACAAUUUGAAUAGAUACGUAUUAUGCUUAUACACCUAAUGAUUUUUUUUGAGGGGUUGAGAGACUAUGCCCUGCUGGUCCCUCCCUGCACACAACCCUGGUCUCAACACCUUUGUUCCUCAGCUAUGGAAAAUGUAGGUGACUAGCAAGGAAAGACUGGCAGUCACUUGAUUUGUUUUAACAGUCUGGGAUUGGUCAUAUUAGAGAAUCAUUAAGCAGUGGUGCUCAUGAUGUGAAAGCUCCGGGAAUAUCUUCCAAUCUUCCACCUUAAAUGGAAAUCUCAGCCUCACCAGGAAGACAAACAAGAGGUUGCACAGUUCAGAAGACUCCUGCAGGGACUGCACCCUCAUAAAUCUCAACAGGUCUAAUGUAGGACUGUUCUCGUUCUACAACCCACACACACACCUACACUCAACUUUACUGCCCUUCUGGAUCUCGAUGGGCACCUCAUUUGCCAAGUAAAGCAACCCAGUCCGGAAAUAAGUGUGGCUCUGGCUAACGUGAAAAAGGGGGCUUCAUUUCCUUUCAUGCCGACGAAAAUGAAUGAAAGCCAGGAGAGUCAUCUAACGAGCAGUUGAAUCAAUUUCAGCCAAAAUCAGAAUUGCCCAGGUGCGUGCAAAAUGCCUAAGAUGUUUCUGAGAGUUGCUUCAAUCUGACAGGUGGGCUUUGCAGAUCUGUAAGAAAUGGGGAAAAGAACUGAAAAUGUUCACAUUUACUGCAUGGCUGGGAGACCACAGAGGGUUGUGGAAGCCGGGAAGGGUCAGGGUUAGGGUCACUAACUUCCUGGCUUCCUUCAAAGAAGGUCUGCUGAUCUGGGCCAGUUGAGAUCAGAGUGGGAAGUGGGUGGGGUGGAGGCUGUGGUUUAACUGCCUGCUUUCUCACUGAGGGAUGGCACCAGUCCGCCAGUACAGAUGGGCCACCUCUUGUUAAACGGAACAACAUGUAACACAGCAGCACUUCCAAGACACAUUCAAGCAGCUGCCAGCUGCAUGCAUGAAGUUCACACUGCUUAGACGUUGAUUCCAACACACUUUAUUGUAGUUAUAAUCUUCUCCAAAUGUAACAAUCACCAGCAUUGUCUUCAGGACGCAGGUUAGUGGAGAAGUAGGGACUGAGGGGGAAAAAUUGGAAAGACAGUUCCCUCUCUCUCUUUACAAUAUUUCUCUUUACAAUAUUUUUAUUAAUUCCACAAGGAAAAUACAGAGUACAUGAAUCAAAAGGAAGAUAAAAUACUAGUAAAUACAUUGUGUUAAAUCAUACUUGAAAUCACAAUCCUCUAUAUUAGUAAUCAAAAAUAAUAAUGAAUUAAUAACGAAUAAAUUGGAAUAAUUUCAUUAUUAAAAAAAAUCUAAACCCGCUACCAAGACUGAAGCUGUUUAGUGAAAAAAAAGGACGAGGAAAAACCCUUAACACAUAAUGAUAUCAGCCAAUAUCUGUACUUUAACCAUCAGAUCAAAGAUUUUGAAAAUAGUUCAAGAAAGGUCCCCACAGUGUUUGAAGGUCGAAGUUAGAUUCAGAAAUUGAACAACGGACCUGCUGUAAACUUAAGUAUGACAUAACAUCCCGUAACUAUUGAGCAUGAGUAGGCGGAGUAACUUCCUUCCAUUUAAGCAACACAGAAAGACAGUUCCAACCCUCUAGCAGAGCGCAGCGGGACACAUGAAGGCCUUUGGUGUAGGCGAUCACAGUGGAUAAAAGCUGGGCAGCUGAAGGGUGGCAAAGCCAAUCUCAGGAUAAAGGUAGAAACCCUACCACUUUGCUUGUGGGUCACGGAGAGCAGGGAUAUUCUCCCCAGGCUCCAUCCCUUGCAUAAUCAGACCCCUGUCCACUAAAAGCCCUCUACUUCACCAGUUUCAUUUGCUUUGCAGCCUCACUGUACCCCUUUUUCCCUGGGAAUGGGGAUGGGACACCUGACAGAGAUUGGAUCUGAACAUCCCUCACUUGGGGACUGGACCCUCUGGGGUUGAGCAUCAAACACCCCUUCCCUUGGCCUCACGCCCGCUUGUUCUGCGGCAGCCCUGUGGACAACACACUGCACAACCUGAGGGCGGGCCUUGUCGGCCAAGCUGACUUCAAAGCAGGGGGCCCAAAGAGGUCACAGACUCUGGUGUUAAAGCUCCACAGCAUGUGGGAAGCCUCAAGACCUCUGGGUUUCUCAAUACCACCACGUGUGUGUAGCCUGCCCCAGCGAACACCCAGACCUGGUGUCGGAGCAUCGUCACUGAUCACAACCCCUUUCGUCAGUUUAUGAGACGAACACAUCAAUCUGGUCGCAUCCCCUCCAGCACAACAGUAGAACUGGAAGCAGCUGUGUAUAAUGCAACCUUCCCUUCAAAAGGAACUCUGUGUAACAUGGUUGGUUCGAAAGUCUUAAUUACUGCUCCUGACACAGAGCAUAAAACUGCUGGAAGGACCGUGCAUCAUUGGCUUCAUGGAACCUGUAUGACUGGAAAAGGGUCGCAGAUAUAAGUAACCAUUCUUAGACCAGUUGUCUGUGUAAGAUUCAUAUCCAGAAUUUGCAUUUUUCUUGUUCAUACCUGUAAUAAAGAUGAUUUACGUU
This is a messenger RNA of Pristis pectinata (smalltooth sawfish), 3999 nucleotides long. RefSeq names its product tripartite motif containing 44 (gene trim44). The record is from RefSeq and is a predicted model, not a curated record. Gene Ontology annotation, molecular function: zinc ion binding. The transcript is spliced from 6 exons. Bases 8 to 820 code for a protein of 270 amino acids. NCBI's taxonomy places the organism in Eukaryota, Metazoa, Chordata, Chondrichthyes, Rhinopristiformes, Pristidae.